AUGCCGGGUAGGGACGGACGAUCGUUUGAUAGAUUGGCUGAGGAGGACUAUGAAAGGAUUAUUGCUGAUCCCAGGGUUAAGGGCGAAAAAGGUGAAUGUGAACGCAGCAACAGCCUAGAUCAACUCCCGGCCUACAAUUCUGAAGUACACUCCCAACACAGCAAGGGCCCGAAAGGUGAUCGUGGAGACCAAGGACCCCCAGGCCCACCCGGACCCCCGGGAAUCGAUGGAAAUUCGGGAGCAGGCUCCUCCUCCUCUUCCGGCCCUGCCACUGCCCCAAUCUUCCAGACAACCGUUGAUCUGUUCGGACUUGGCCGUCAUCUUCGUGAGGGCAGUCUAGCCUUUGUCACGUCAUCUCAGCAGCUCUUCAUUCGAGUCACAAAUGGUUGGCGGGAAGUUAUGCUCGGUCAAUAUCAUCCGAUACUCGAGGCUCGUCCAUCUACGGAAACCCCACCUAUCGAGACGCAGAAACAACCGAUGGCCGAGGAGCCGAGAGUCCAGAAUCCUGUGCGAAAUUCGUACUACUAUGAUCAUCAACUGCCGGCGGGACAUCCACAGGAGAAAGAGAGGGUGCUUCACCUGAUCGCCCUAAAUCAACCAAUGUCGGGACGUAUGUCCGGUCUUCGAGGUGCUGAUCUCCAAUGCUAUAAAGAAGCGCGCCAGGCCGGCUUUUCAACGACUUUCCGCGCAUUGUUGAGCAGUAAAACACAAGACCUCGUGAACAUUGUGCACAAAGUGGAUCGCGGUACCCGUGUGGUGAAUGUGGAUGGAGAAGAGCUGUGGCCAUCGUGGGAUGGACUGAUCGAGGGUAGACCACCAGCCGAUGGCGUCGCUCUACAGUCAUUCCAUCGUCAAGACGUCUUCCAAUCAUCUGAAUGGUCUGAUCGCCGUGUCUGGCACGGAUCGGUGGAUGGCGGCCUCCGAUCGUCGGAUCUUCUUUGUGAUGGCUGGAGGACUGGUAGUGCAUGGGAGAACGCGCUCGCGUCACCUUUGGAACGCGGGAUGCCGUUGUUGAUUGUGCUCUGCGUCGAGAACAUGUCGAAAUACAACGUCGACCGCAUCCUCGCCAAGAAGAACGUCCACGAACGAGAC
Messenger RNA from Mesorhabditis spiculigera, 1092 nucleotides. Lineage: Eukaryota; Metazoa; Nematoda; Chromadorea; Rhabditida; Rhabditidae. The record is from the annotation of a GenBank genome assembly.